AUGGAGAUGCUGCGGUCAUGGUGGAUCUGGAAAUGUUAUUUGAUUGUGUUGAUGUUGUUGAGAGGCGGAACGGGCGUGGAGAGCUUCGUAGGGGUGAACUGGGGCAGACACUCGACGCAUACAUUGGUGGCGUCGUCGGUGGUGGAUUUGCUGCUUCAGAACGGGAUCUCCGACGUCAGAAUGUUUGCGCCGCGGCCUAACGCUCUGGUGGCCCUUGAACACUCCUCCAUCGGCGUCACCGUCACCUUGUCCAGAGACUUCCUUCUCAGAGACAAAUUUAUUUCCAAUCUCCAGAACGUCAGCGAGUGGGUAUCUAAUCUUAUUGUGCCGCCCAUUCAAAGAAAUGUCAACAUUACGACUGUGAUCGUAAUGCAUCAACCGUUCUUGAGUGCAACAACCAAAGCUCCUAUUGUAUGGAAUCUGACGGAAGUGUUCAAAGAAACUCGGUGGGCCUUAGACAGCCACAACCUCACCCACGUCAGGACCACCACGUCCCACUAUACCGACGCCAUAAAAGUCGCGAAAACGCCGUCGGAGGCGGAAUUCCGCGACGACAUCAAGGACAUGAUGGCGAAGCACUUGGAAGUAAUCGCCAAAACCAAUUCCUUCUUCACCCUCGACAUCCUCCCCAUCACCGCCAUCGAGACCUACAAAUGGCCGGUGGAGUUCGGUUUCAUGGACAACAAAUCCAACUUCACCGUCGUGGACGGCAAGUAUAGAUACACCAACGCGUUCGAGUUCCUGUACGACUCGGCGGUGGUGGCGCUGGCCAAGGCGGGGUACCCGGACAUGGAGGUGGUGUUGGGGCAGAUCGGGUGGCCCACCGACGGCACCAAGGACGCCACGCCGGAAAAUGCCGCGAGAUUCUACAGGGGCUUUAUUCCCCAUAUGGUGAACAAGAAAGGGACUCCCCGCCGCCGCAAUAAAAACAUCGACGCCUACCUUUACACCAUCAGCGACGAGAAUAAAAUGAGUUUCCCGGCGUACGGGCCCUACAUCCGUCACUACGGGAUCUACGAGUACGACGGGACCCCGAAAUUCGAGAUCGACUUCUCGGGGAAAGGCCGGAAAGUCCUCCCCCCGGCGGCGAAAGGGACGGUGAAACUCCCGCUCCGGUGGUGCGUUUUUAACGGCAACGUUACCAACGAGAAGCACGUGGAGCUUCAUAUGCAGGCGGCGUGCAACUUCUCGGACUGCACGUCCCUACAGCCCGGCGGGUCGUGUAGCAAUCUCAACUUCACUUCUCGGGUCUCUUACGCCUUCAAUGCCUUCUAUCAACUGGGGACGCAGGACGCGCUGCCUUGCGGCGGGUAUAGUGGGCUGGGUGUGAUCACCAUGGCUGAUCCCUCCGAAGGCGAUUGUAAAUUCCCGGUGGAGAUUUUGACGGCGGAGACGGUGGAUGACGGCCGCCAAGUGUUUUACACUGUAACUUACGAUAGCAGUAGUGCCGCCCCAUUCAACCUCUCUUUGUCACUCUCUGUUGCUCUCCUGCUCUUUGUAAUCGUCCUGCUUGCUUUCAACAGAUGAUAGAUGAUAGAUGAUGAUGAUGAUGAUGGAAUUUCUCCACU
Molecule: messenger RNA, 1568 nt
Organism: Ipomoea nil (Japanese morning glory)
Lineage: Eukaryota; Viridiplantae; Streptophyta; Magnoliopsida; Solanales; Convolvulaceae
Product: glucan endo-1,3-beta-glucosidase 8-like
Exons: 2
Coding region: 1-1527 (508 amino acids)
Biological process (GO): carbohydrate metabolic process
Cellular component (GO): plasma membrane
Molecular function (GO): hydrolase activity, hydrolyzing O-glycosyl compounds
Source: RefSeq, a predicted model, not a curated record